Mercenaria mercenaria is the source of this 1498-nucleotide messenger RNA. RefSeq names its product proteasome subunit alpha type-5-like. Lineage: Eukaryota; Metazoa; Mollusca; Bivalvia; Venerida; Veneridae. Gene Ontology annotation, biological process: proteasome-mediated ubiquitin-dependent protein catabolic process. The transcript is spliced from 9 exons. The record is from RefSeq and is a predicted model, not a curated record. The coding region runs from base 91 to 816 and encodes 241 amino acids. Gene Ontology annotation, cellular component: proteasome core complex; nucleus; proteasome core complex, alpha-subunit complex.
CAACAAUAUGCAUGUUUAUUCGUGUGUAUACUAACUUCCGGACCGGCGUGUACUUAGUUUUCGCGUCAUAACAAAAAACACGGACUGAUAAUGUUUCUCACAAGAUCUGAGUAUGACAGAGGUGUAAACACAUUCUCUCCAGAAGGAAGACUUUUUCAAGUGGAAUAUGCAAUAGAAGCUAUAAAGCUUGGUUCAACAGCUAUUGGAAUCCAGACAAAUGAAGGUGUGGUGUUGGCUGUAGAGAAAAGAGUAACAUCCACACUCAUUGAGCCCACCAGUAUUGAGAAAAUUCUUGAAGUUGAUGACCACAUUGGUUGUGCUAUGAGUGGUUUGAUUGCUGACUCGAGGACAUUGGUAGACAGAGCCAGGGUUGAAGCACAGAAUCACUGGUUUACAUACAAUGAAAAGAUGUCAGUAGAAAGUGUAACGCAAGCAGUCAGUAAUCUCGCACUUGCAUUUGGAGAUGAUGAUUCUGAACAGGCAGUUAUGAGCCGUCCAUUUGGGGUGGCUUUGCUGUUUGCAGGUAUAGAUAAAGAUGGACCACAAUUGUAUCAUAUGGACCCCUCAGGAACAUUUAUUAAAUAUGAAGCUAAAGCUAUAGGAUCAGGGUCAGAGGGAGCUCAGCAAGCCCUUCAAGAUGUCUACCAUAAGUCUAUGACAUUGAAGGAAGCUUGCAAAAGUGCUCUUACCAUUCUCAAACAGGUCAUGGAAGAAAAACUUAAUUCAACAAAUGUAGAGAUGUCCACAGUUACCCCAGAGAAGAAAUUUCAUGUGUUUAGUAAAGAAGAACUGGAGGAAGUGAUCAAAGACAUAUGAUUCCAUACCGUGUCAUCUUAUACUUAAUUUAUAGGACUUUCAAGAUAACACCUUGAUUUAAAAUAAAUGAUUCAUAUCCACCUGAAAGCCACUAGUUGCUAGAUACACUACAGUCAUGUGCCAAACUUAAGUUCACAAAAUGGUUAUAUCCAAUGAAUUGGAUGUGUUUCUUAUAAUAUUAUAAACACUGAUGAAAUUUUUUACAGCCAUUGAUAAAAAUCAAGUGCAAAGAAAGCUUAUACUGUCACGAACCUUAACAUCAAGUUUUAUUGAAGUUAGGUUAAUUUUGAGAUUUCAUAGUGUCCUUUGCUGAAAAAUAUGAACUAACCUGUGAAUUGUAACUUGCAUUUAUGAUCAGUACUUGCAGUUUGUAUUUUGUGUCAGCUAUGCAGAAUCUCGGGACAUGUAUGCUACGUUAGUUAAAAUAUAGAACUAAAUUGUUUUUAACAAAGGCAAGAAGUACAAUGUUAAGUAAGGUGGGAAAAUAAAAUUUUGUUAACUUAAUUUGGCAACUGUCUGUACAGCAGUUAAUAAUGAUAAUGCUUGAACAGUCUUUAAAAAUAAACUCCUGUGAGAUAUUCUCUCAAUAAUGAAUAAGAAACAAAAGUGCUAUUUGAACACUUUAUUACUGUUUUCAUGUUUAUGUAUUUUUCACAAAUAAAUAUCAUUGUCAUGCAUUUCA